UUUGAACAUCUCCUCGACCAAACGACCACAACUAACUAACAUAUAUUUCAACGGGCAGCAUACUAUGCGAAAAUGACAGAACAAAAGCAGAGCGAACCGAAUGGAAUUGUAUCUCCUAAUUCAAAUCAUGUCAACGGAAACCAGCAUGCGAUGAUAUCUGCUAAGACGGUGGCGCCAGCGGCUGGGCCACCGCCCUUGCCGCAGGAACUGUCGGAUAUGGUCCCUCUUCGAGAGAUCAUUGCUCGUCUCGUUCAAAAGUCGUAUGAAGACUUGCAGAAUCUUAUUGAAGUCCUGCCCAGCAAGUCUGACGUAGAGCGGAAACAUGCUAUACGAGACUACGGCAGCCACACGCGCAAGCAGGUCGUCAAAGCGCUCGUUCUCACCCGGUGGGCAAGAGAUUCUGCCGUAGUACAACGAUGUCAGGAUGUCCGAUUUUUUCUGCAGGUACAGAAUGGCCAGUUUAGAGAGGCGUCGCAGAGGUUAUACGCCAUCAAGGAGGGAUUCAUGGGUGCGAGAUCGAGGCAGUGGGAUCUGUUGACUGCAAUAGACGUCCUUUCCACCGGAAAGUAUUUACGCCUCCCAAAAGCUAUCAAAGAAUGGUUUCUGCCUCCAACUCCGCCUUCUCCAGCAUCCGCACUCCAAACUCUGCAGCAAAUGGAUCACGUCCUCCGCCUCCGCCUGCGUGCACGCGAAAUAAUACCCAUAGAGAUGUCACGCUAUUCCGUCUCCUCAGGCAGAGUAACAUUCACGGCUCCGAACCUAUUUCGCGCGAGCUUCGUUACCGGAGGGGCAGAGCCGUCGCAGAUAUGGUACUUGCUUGGACUGGAAUUCCUUAUCGGCGCAAAGGAUAAAACGAGGGUGUUUGAACGCUUUCCCAGGAAACCGCAGGGGUUCAUGCGCGACCAGAUCAUUAACCUUGUCAACCAGCAGCUUGCGCUGGGUCACGACCCAGGUACAAGGACGGGAGACGCAGGGGUCGGAGCGCAGGAACAGGAACCGCAUGCACGUAGGCGGCGGAAAGGAAAGGUGGUUACUGUCGAUGCGCCCCUUGUGCGGGCAUACAACUUCCUCCAAAUGUUCGCCCUGUCUUACCAACUUGAGAUCCUCUCCUACCAAGCAUCCCAACUUCUUUCCUCCCUUGGCUGGGCCUCCCAUCUUCGACUCGAACAUUCCCGUGACCGGCGCACUCUCACUGCCUCAUACUGGCAGCGUCCCCGCCCUCCUCCACCAGCAGGCAAUCCACCUUGGCCAGCAUCCCAGAGCAAGAUAUACGGUGGCACUGUCACAGUCUCCCUCGAGAGCCGGGCACAUCAAGGCCGAACAGCGUUAGGGAAGGUGCUCGCCGACCUAGAAGACCGCACCAAAUCCGGUCAUACUAGGUCAGACGUUACAGUCCGUACGAGGGAUACGGUCGAUGGCCUCCGCCUCCGGGUCAUCUGGACUCCCUCCCGCGCUUGGCUAGGCGUCGAGUUUGCACAAGACGAACUGCAGGGAGAGGAAUUUGAUGUCGAUCCGAGCGAUCUAGAUUUUGAGAGGUCGGUGAUGAGGAGAGUCGUGGGGCAGCAUGCGGGGGCAGUGGUGGGCCGAUGGGGUGCGGCAAUGCGACGCGGUCCUGCAGGGGUGGUUUGGCGGGAAGAGGAAAUGAAGAUUGCUGAGGCUGAAGGGGGUACGACAGAGCUACAUCUCCGCUUCCGCCCACAAGAGCUUACGGUCAUCUCCCUUGAUGGGAGGAGUGGCGCGUUCGUCGUCCGAGAGCAGGGGGUGCUGCCUAGCGUCUCGAGGAGCGAGAAGAUCGCCGCUCUUGUUAAGCAGAUCAAUGACAAGCCUGGGACGUUCGUCGAGGCUGUCUGUAUGACCCGGUUCCAGAUCUUGUUAGAAGACCUGGAGAACAACGCGACCGUUCUCCGGACACACGUUACCCGCACACGCCUCGUUCGCCCGCAGGAUAUGCCCGCCUUCGGGUCGUCCGCCCGUCUCUGCCUAUAUAUCUCCCUCGCCUCCUUCCCCUCACACUAUCUCGUCCUCGUCCUCGCCGACCAAGGCCUGCAGUAUGCCAUGCUCAAGGUCGCUCUGGUCAACGAGGAUGUCGCUCCUGAUUUCCGCAUUCUCGAGUGCGCAUGGCUCGACAUCCGCCGGAUAACAGGGCAGGACCCCGCUCGUGACCCGGGCUUGCGGUGGUCAAUCAGUCAAGAUGCGCUGUGCGAUCUCUACGCCUUCUGUCGCGCACGCGUCGCCCAUGCCGAGCUGGAGCAACAACUCAGAGACGUGAAGAUUGCCUCUUGGCCGACGUUCGACUCCCCAUCUGCGGGAGGAAGUAGGCUCGAGACCCUUCCCCUCGCUCCCCCAUUGCUGCAGAAAGAAGUCCCAACAAUCCGGAUCGAGUCCUCUGCUUUCCUUGGUGCGAUGUCCUCGGAUGCGAGCACGAUGUCCGCCGACGCGUGGUGCGCGUAUAUCGCCCUCCGUGCUAUAAACUGGACGCGCCUGUACGGCUCCGUUGGCGCGAUCGUCUCCGUUGCUCUGCGGAGUGAGUUUUUCGUUCCCCUAGCAGAUGAAAAGAGCACCACUGGAGAGUAUGCCGGCGUGAGGGUCAAGCUGGAUAGUAAAACGGGGGUUAUCAAUUUCCAUCUGGAGAAUGUGCACGGCGCGAUUCUCGCCUUCUUGAGAGCGUGGGAGGGUGUCAGCAAGGCGGUUAGCGUGGCCAGAGAGGUGCGGACUAUGUCACAGGAACCGCGCUACACCGGCGUGCAGCUUCUCUCAUUCACCCUCUCGUCAGUGUCUUUGUUGUACCAAAACUCCUUCGCGCUCACUAUAUCGUCACACGGCGCGACCUCGCUCGGGUUUUCCUACCAUGGCACACCCGGCCGGCGAAACCCGCACGAGGAAGGCGUAGAUCACUACUCACGUGUGUUCGAAGAGAGUGGGCCGCGCAAGCUUAUCGAGAUCCUGCGAGAUACACUUCCCCUGCUUCUGGAGUUUGAUCAGCUGGACGUUUCCGCCCAGAUGCGCUGGAGCCUGCGCGAAGCAGGCUGGGUGCGCGCAGUAUACGGCCAGGAACCGCAUGCGCUUGAUUACAGACUGCUACCCAACUCGCGCAUCCUUGUCGUUGACGGCGCUGUGCAUUUGUUCAACUCUGCUGGCAAGGUUUUGUUCACACAACAUCCGAUUGUCGAUCUUAUGCGCGAGUCUUCGGAGAAGUUCUCGGGUGUGUACAAGGUCAUCGAUGGUCUGCCGAAUCUGUUGUUGGAUGUGACGAGGAGCGUGGCCAAGGAGCGCGUUGGAAUUUCUGAAUCCGGUAAUCGCAAGAUGCCUGAUGUGAUACCCCUUGAUGCCGGUUUGAUAUGCCAUCAAGACGCUGUUCGUGAUGUGGUCAGGUUGAUGCACGAGGGGAUGCUCAAAUUGUUGGAUAAGGAAGACAAGGGCAAGGCGAAGGAGAAGUCAUAAUCGGACCAUUCUACUCCAUCUGGUUGUAUCGUCCUCUGGGAUAUAC
This is a messenger RNA of Dacryopinax primogenitus, 3487 nucleotides long. RefSeq names its product MED14-domain-containing protein. The transcript is spliced from 9 exons. Gene Ontology annotation, cellular component: core mediator complex; mediator complex. Gene Ontology annotation, molecular function: transcription coregulator activity. The record is from RefSeq and is a predicted model, not a curated record. Bases 73 to 3441 code for a protein of 1122 amino acids. NCBI's taxonomy places the organism in Eukaryota, Fungi, Basidiomycota, Dacrymycetes, Dacrymycetales, Dacrymycetaceae. Gene Ontology annotation, biological process: regulation of transcription by RNA polymerase II.